CGUCCGGGACGGUGAUCGAGCGAGCCCGAGGAUGGGACGGCGCCCGCAGCUGCGGCUCGUCAAGGCCCUGCUCCUCCUGGGGCUGAACCCCAUCUCCGCCUCCUUCCAGGACCAGCACUGCGAGAGCCUGUCCCUGGCUGGCAAUGUCUCUGGGCUGCAGUGCAAUGCAUCCGUGGACCUCAUUGGUACCUGCUGGCCCCAGAGCCCCGCGGGGCAUUUGGUGGUUCGACCCUGCCCUGCCUAUUUCUUCGGCGUCCGCUACAACACCACAAACAACGGCUACAGGGAGUGCCUGGCCAAUGGCAGCUGGGCUGCCCGCGUGAACUACUCCGAGUGCCAGGAGAUCCUCAGUGGGGAGAAGAAGAGCAAAGUACACUACCAUGUCGCUGUCAUCAUCAACUACCUGGGCCACUGCAUCUCCCUGGUGGCCCUCCUGGUGGCCUUUGUCCUCUUUCUGCGACUCAGGAGCAUCCGGUGCCUAAGAAACAUCAUCCACUGGAACCUUAUCUCGGCCUUCAUCCUGCGCAAUGCCACGUGGUUUGUGGUCCAGCUCACCAUGAGCCCCGAAGUCCACCAGAGCAAUGUGGGCUGGUGCAGGUUGGUGACAGCCGCCUACAACUACUUCCAUGUGACCAACUUCUUCUGGAUGUUCGGGGAGGGCUGCUACCUGCACACGGCCAUUGUGCUCACCUACUCCACCGACCGGCUGCGCAAGUGGAUGUUCAUCUGCAUCGGCUGGGGUGUGCCUUUCCCCAUCAUCGUGGCCUGGGCCAUCGGGAAGCUGUACUAUGACAAUGAGAAGUGCUGGUUUGGCAAAAGGCCUGGGGUGUAUACUGACUACAUCUACCAGGGCCCCAUGAUCUUGGUCCUGCUGAUCAAUUUUAUCUUCCUUUUCAAUAUCGUCCGCAUUCUCAUGACCAAACUCCGGGCGUCCACCACAUCUGAGACCAUUCAGUACAGGAAGGCUGUGAAAGCCACUCUGGUGCUGCUUCCCCUCCUGGGCAUCACGUACAUGCUGUUCUUCGUGAACCCUGGGGAGGACGAGGUCUCCCGGGUCGUCUUCAUCUACUUCAACUCCUUCCUGGAAUCCUUCCAGGGCUUCUUCGUGUCUGUAUUCUACUGUUUCCUCAACAGUGAGGUCCGCUCGGCCAUCCGGAAGAGGUGGCACCGAUGGCAGGACAAGCACUCGAUCCGUGCCCGCGUGGCCCGCGCCAUGUCCAUCCCCACCUCCCCGACCCGGGUCAGCUUCCACAGCAUCAAGCAGUCCACGGCGGUCUGA
Messenger RNA from Odobenus rosmarus divergens (Pacific walrus), 1279 nucleotides. It is a transcript of the gene CRHR1, whose product is annotated as corticotropin releasing hormone receptor 1. NCBI's taxonomy places the organism in Eukaryota, Metazoa, Chordata, Mammalia, Carnivora, Odobenidae. Gene Ontology annotation, molecular function: G protein-coupled peptide receptor activity; corticotropin-releasing hormone binding; corticotrophin-releasing factor receptor activity. Bases 32 to 1279 code for a protein of 415 amino acids. The record is from RefSeq and is a predicted model, not a curated record. Gene Ontology annotation, cellular component: neuron projection; plasma membrane. The transcript has 13 exons. Gene Ontology annotation, biological process: cell surface receptor signaling pathway; adenylate cyclase-activating G protein-coupled receptor signaling pathway.